AUGUCCGUCAACCCUCUCCCUUCUCGACCUUCCUCGACGCUCCGUCGGAAUAGCAGCUCCCUCCUAGCCAAAUUCCGCUCCCAACUCGGCCCUCGAAAUCGCAGCAUCACCGACUUCUACAUUGAGCCUGACGAUCCCUGGCGUUCCUACUUUCCAGGUGACACCAUCACCGGCACAGUCGUGCUAACCGUUGUUCGCCCCGUUCGCAUCACACAUCUCGUCGUUUGUCUGCAUGGCUAUGUCAAGGUUUACAAAAACACCGUCCCAACGGGGGAGUCAUCACCAGAGUUGGGCUUUCUGGGUCCCGGACGCGGGCGUCGAGGGGCGGAAUACUUGGGAAAUGGCUUGUCAACCUUGUUUGAGGAUGAGGUCGUCCUGUGCGGGGAGGGUCGUCUCAAGGAGGGUGUCUACAAGUUCCGCUUCGAGAUGUCGUUCCCACCGUAUGCGCUACCCAGCAGCAUCAAUUUCGAACGAGGGACCAUCUCCUACAUGCUUACGUCCACCCUAACCAAGCCGACCACGAUUAAUCCGACCUCCACCUGCCGACGACGCGUCACUGUGUUGGAAAACAUUGAUAUUGCCCCCUUUCCUCGCCCCAAACCUCGAAUUGUCACCCUCGAGCCAGUCUCCCGACGCGCCAAGUCCAAAGCGAAGGCCAAGUCAGCAGGAUCUGACGCGCCCGAUACGCAAUCGCUCGAUCCCCCAGAAAAUGGCGAGAGCUCGACCGACAAUCGCCCGCCGCUCAGUCCGGCACCCAGCAACGUUAGCUCCUCCAGUCGACCGAGCAACAGCAGCCAGAGCUUUCGAGUUCCCAGCGAUCCAAGCUCGUCGACCAGCACCGGAAUGCGCAAUAGUGAGGCGCGGAGCAUCACCCCAUCGGUGACGGAUGGUAUAAUCACCGCCAAGGCCGAAGUUUUGCGCGCGGGCGUGCUGCCAGGAGAUACAUUACCUAUCAUGGUCACCAUCAACCAUUGCAAACAAGUGCGCAGCGCGCAUGGUAUAAUCGUAACCCUUUACCGUCAGGGACGGAUCGAUUUGCAUCCGGCGAUUCCUAUGGGCAAACCGGACGGAAAGAAACCCGUCUAUGAGGACUACUAUCCACGCUCUCGGACGGGCCUGGGUGGUCUAACCCUUGGCUCUAGUCGCACCACGGGGGUCUUUCGCAAAGAUUUGACGCAGACCUUUGCACCUCUUAUAGUGGAUCCGGUGACCAUGACGGCCAUCAUCAAGACCUCGAUCCGUGUACCCGAAGAUACCUUUCCCACCAUCACGCGUACCCCAGGAAGCAUGAUCAAUUUCCGAUACUAUGUCGAGGUUGUGGUCGAUCUUCGGGGGAAGCUCACUUCUCCCGAUCGGUUUCUGCCGCGGUUCAAUAUGGUCACCUCGGGUGGUAAUUAUUCGCCCAGUGGACAAGUGCUGAACCCGGCCGAUGUCAACAACAGUGCAAUCACAGCCAACUGGUCGGGUAAUAUCCUCGACACGGACCAAAUUCGGCGCGAGAAAGGUGUUGUGGCAGUCGUGUUUGAGGUCGUGAUUGGCACGCGAGAUUCGCAGCGGGGAGUCAAACCGGCGGAAUCUGCGCCGUCAGUGGCGCCAGGACCAGAUGAGCCUUCGCAGGGCAGUUCCAUCACUGAGCGAGAAGUAUGGCCAAAUGAGCCGAAUUAUUCGCAGCCCAACGGUGAGACGGAGUAUCGCGAAGAUCAGGCGUACCCUCAAGAUUCGUCAAAUUGGCCUGAGUAUCCGGGACCAGGAUAUGGGGAUGAGCUGCAGUCGUAUCAAUCGCUCGGCGAGAUGGCGUUCACCCCUCUUUCGGAAGAGCCGAUGGAUGAAAAGACACGGUUACAGCGUGCUGAGCAGAUGCUUCUCCCUAGUCAGCCUCUUGAGGAUGACCCAGGAGUCGGAUCGUCGGACAUGGCCAUGCCUACGGCUCCAGUGCUGCCGGAAGACGACCACCUCCAGGAUUACCAUCAUCUGCCUUCACCAAUCGAGAAUCCCACCCCGCGCCCGGCCAUCUCCGCUGAGUCAAUGCAGACGGUAGUGCCUGGCAGUAGCGCCAUGGCUGCCAACGAGGCGGCGCAGACGGGAGAUGAUAAACAAGAGCUGGAGCGACGGCGACUGAUGGCGCAGGCCAGUGCGCCCGAGGACAUGGAUGGAGCACCAGCUGAGUCGGGUGACGCACCCACGGCGCCGGUUUUUCAUGACGGGGAAGAAGACCAUCACUUGGUGGGUGGCAUGGCGCAUGGCGACGAGUCAUUACCGCGGUAUCAGCGAUGA
Molecule: messenger RNA, 2274 nt
Organism: Aspergillus japonicus CBS 114.51
Lineage: Eukaryota; Fungi; Ascomycota; Eurotiomycetes; Eurotiales; Aspergillaceae
Gene: rim8
Product: pH response protein PalF
Exons: 2
Coding region: 1-2274 (757 amino acids)
Biological process (GO): ubiquitin-dependent endocytosis
Cellular component (GO): plasma membrane; cytoplasm; cytosol
Molecular function (GO): ubiquitin protein ligase binding; protein-macromolecule adaptor activity
Source: RefSeq, a predicted model, not a curated record